UCUGGUGUAAACAAAGAACUCAUUGAUCAGAAGAAGUAUCUUGAGGAGUCUUGCCAGCCCAAAUGUGUGAAGCCUCUGAUUGAAUAUCAGGCAUGUGUUAAGAGGGUUGAAGCUGAUAACAAUGGCGAGAAGCAUUGUACAGGCCAAUACUUUGAUUACAUAUCUUGUGUUGACAAAUGUGUUGCGCCGAAGUUAUUCGGAGCACUCAAGUAGCUGAGUGGCAGUUUUAGGGUCUCGCAUCCAUUAAUCGUUACUGUUUUACGGUGCAUAUUAUUUUUGAACUUGUGCUCUGAUGUUCGUCGUUUUUGUUUUCAGCAACAUGGUUAAGAUGUUGAGAGGUAUUGAAUUAGAAUAAAAAGAAAAGAGUUUUUUUAACUCGAAGGUCCUCAAAAUUAUACCUAAGUUGUAUUUUGAUUUUUCAACUAAAUUAUUCGU
Prunus dulcis (almond) is the source of this 435-nucleotide messenger RNA. Its product is annotated as cytochrome b-c1 complex subunit 6-like. The transcript has 3 exons. Gene Ontology annotation, biological process: mitochondrial electron transport, ubiquinol to cytochrome c. The annotation marks the transcript as partial. The record is from RefSeq and is a predicted model, not a curated record. NCBI's taxonomy places the organism in Eukaryota, Viridiplantae, Streptophyta, Magnoliopsida, Rosales, Rosaceae.